CUCAAUAUGAAUGUUAUACAGCCUAACUGUCAAGCACGAUCAUAACAUUAACUGAAGAAGUUUUUAAAUCUCUAAUAUACUGUGCAGGUCUUUGCACGGAUGAAGGCCAUAUUUUAACCAAAAAAAAAAGCUCUAAUAUACUUCAAUUUUAAAAUAAUACAUUUGGUUUCUAAUUGGAAGUUGAAAUGUUAAAACUAAAAUUAGAAGAUCUACUAACAGACAAUGAACUUAAGAGUUUGAAUCAAAAUCGUAUCACUACUUUAUUAGAUUUUCUUCAAGAAGAUACUGAGAAAUUAUCAAUACUAACACAGUUGACAUUGCCGCAAAUUUUGGAAAUAAGGAAUAAUAUUUUUAAAAAAUAUUCCGCAGAACCAAUAAAUGGAACUGAUUUGUAUAUAACAAGUAUAACAAAAAGAAAAAGCAUUCAAACGGGAAUAAAAGAAUUAGAUUCCAUACUUGAUAGAGGUAUUCCAAGUGGUAUAAUAGAAAUAUGUGGGUUGGCUGGCUCUGGAAAAAGCCAACUUUGUAUGCAAAUUGCUAUAAAUUGUGUUAAGGAUUCUGACAAUACAAUUCUGUAUAUUGACACAAAGGGUGAUUUUUCUGCUUUAAGAAUCCAAAAGAUCUUAGAUUUAAAUGGAUACUCUCAUAAGGAUAUGGCCAUUAUAAUGCUGAAAAUAAAAAUUGUGAGAGUGUGGACAAUUGAAGAUUUAAUUGAAUUAAUACAAAAAAUCAAAAGUGGUUUGAUUGUUGUUGAAAACUUGGCACUUGUUAUUAUAGACUCCCUCCCAUGCCUUGUAUUUCAACAUUUUGGUGAUGAUAACAAAAUGGGCUUACAUUUUUUAAAUAGGCUAGUAUUACUAUUCAAAUAUUUGAAUAAACAACUGGAUGUAGGUGUUAUAUGUGUCAAUGUGCAGACUAGGUGGAUUGAUCAAGACAUACCAGAUUAUAUUGAUGGAGAAUCAACUAGUGUAAACAAAGGAAGCAACUAUAUAGAGAAGGCCAAUCGUUGUUUAGGAAAAUACUGGGAGAAUAUUCCAGCAAUACUUUUAAUAUUAAAGAGAAGUCUAGAAUCUAUUGACGAUAAUAGUCUCAGUAUAAGAAUAUCGGCCACAAAUUGUAAUAAUCCUCAUGUAGUGAAAACUUGUAUGUUGAAAGUUUCUGCUUUGGGUGUGAGAUAAAUGAAUAUAUUUUUUUUAAGUUUAAAAAUUUUAUUUAGGUCUUAAAUAUAUAAUUAAAAUUA
This is a messenger RNA of Danaus plexippus (monarch butterfly), 1240 nucleotides long. RefSeq names its product DNA repair protein RAD51 homolog 4 (gene Rad51D). The record is from RefSeq and is a predicted model, not a curated record. Bases 186 to 1178 code for a protein of 330 amino acids. Gene Ontology annotation, molecular function: ATP-dependent DNA damage sensor activity; single-stranded DNA binding; ATP binding. The transcript is spliced from 5 exons. Lineage: Eukaryota; Metazoa; Arthropoda; Insecta; Lepidoptera; Nymphalidae. Gene Ontology annotation, biological process: reciprocal meiotic recombination; DNA strand invasion; double-strand break repair via homologous recombination. Gene Ontology annotation, cellular component: replication fork; Rad51B-Rad51C-Rad51D-XRCC2 complex; centrosome.